ACCUCUACCAGGACAGCUCCAUGCUCACCUUCGAAGGCCAGAAGAUCCAGGGCGCCCAGAACAUCGUCGCCAAGCUCACCUCUCUCCCUUUCAACCAGUGCCUUCACUCCAUCACCACCGUUGACUGCCAGCCCUCCUCCGCCCCCAACGGCAUGCUUGUCUUCGUCAGCGGCAAUCUCCAGCUCGCCGGCGAGCAACACGCCCUCAAGUUCAGCCAGAUGUUCCAUUUGUUACCAACACCACAGGGAAGCUACUAUGUUUCAAACGAUAUAUUCCGGUUGAACUAUGCUUGAAGAUAGAGUAUGGCAUAUGUGACCUGAAAGGUAGAAGUUUGCCUAUGGGCUAUAGCUGUUUCAUAUCGUGACAUUUGUAAUUGAAAAUGGAGUUUCUUUUUGGCUGGAUGUGAACGAUUAGUUGUGCCAUUUCUGUUUAGAAUUUUAUAUUGUGAUUGGUUCAAAGUCGUUGUAAGGACAAAUUAUCAAAAGAUUACCGGGUAUGAGCUGAUGUUGAAAACUUUGCUAGAUUUCUGUUCUCAGAACUGAGAUAUGGGAUGGGGUCCAAGCAUCUCCUUCAUGUUUUCUUAACAAA
Messenger RNA from Arachis ipaensis, 588 nucleotides. RefSeq names its product nuclear transport factor 2B. NCBI's taxonomy places the organism in Eukaryota, Viridiplantae, Streptophyta, Magnoliopsida, Fabales, Fabaceae. The record is from RefSeq and is a predicted model, not a curated record. Gene Ontology annotation, biological process: nucleocytoplasmic transport.